AUGAUUAACGAAUUCGAUAAUAUAGGCGACCACAAUAGCAGAAGAGAGGAAGCUCCUCCGGACGGCGGUUAUGGCUGGUUGUGCGUAGCCGCGUGCUUCACGAUCAACUGCUUUACCUGGGGCACAGUUUCGGCAUAUGGCAUCUACCUCUCACAUUAUCUGGCCGAAGAAACCUUUCCUGAAGCAUCAACAUGGGAUUAUGCUUUCGUUGGCGGCUUCAACUUCUCAAUCGCUAUGCUCAUAGCACCCAUCGUAACCUUCCUAACGCGGAAGUUUGGAAUACACAAGACAAUGAUUACAGGCCUAGUAUUUCAAUGUGGGGGUUUUACUGCAGCUUCUUUCGCAACUCGGAUAUGGCAGUUGCAUGUCUCCCAAGGCAUUCUCAUCGGCUGUGGUAUUGGCUUCCUAUAUAUUCCCAGCUUACCUGUCCUGUCUCAAUGGUUUGUCCGGAGGCGCAGCCUGGCCAAUGGAAUUAGUGCUGCAGGCUCUGGCGUUGGCGGCGCUGUCUUCACGUGGGGUACAGAAGCUAUCAUUCAACGUUUCAAUAUUGGUUGGGCUUUACGCAUUACCGGUAUCAUCGCACUCACCGCCAACCUCGCCGCAACAACAGUACUACGGGAUCGAAAUCAUGUGAUCCGACCAUCUCAGCUUGGAUUCGACACCAAACUUCUCCGGCGAUACGACGUGAUACUGCUGCUUGCCUGGGCCUUUAUCAGCAUGCUAGGAUAUGUUAUUCUACUCUUCUCCUUGUCCGACUUUGCCUUGUCCAUAGGUCUUUCUAGAGCCCAGGCUACCGAUGUGAUUGGACUUCUGAAUGUUGGCACGGCAGUUGGGCGACCGGUUAUUGGUACACUUAGCGACAGAUGGAGCCGAAUUGACACAGCAGGUAUUCUAACCUUACUGUGUGGUCUAUCAUGUUUUGCUUUCUGGCUACCUGCUACGACUUUUGGACUCACUGUCUUCUUUGCAAUCAUUUGUGGGGCUAUCGUAGGAGUCUUUUGGAUGACUAUAGGUCCGCUUUGUGUUGAGGUUGCCGGGGUCGAGAACUUGCAGUCACUAUUGUCUCUGUCAUGGGUGGCAGUGAUCAUACCAGCAACUGUCGCAAGCGGGUUCAUGUUCCAACUCCGCAGAGUACAGAGUCGCAAGACACAAAACCAUCCGGCGUAA
Molecule: messenger RNA, 1167 nt
Organism: Macroventuria anomochaeta
Lineage: Eukaryota; Fungi; Ascomycota; Dothideomycetes; Pleosporales; Didymellaceae
Product: MFS general substrate transporter
Exons: 4
Coding region: 1-1167 (388 amino acids)
Biological process (GO): transmembrane transport
Molecular function (GO): transmembrane transporter activity
Source: RefSeq, a predicted model, not a curated record